Bemisia tabaci is the source of this 1070-nucleotide messenger RNA. NCBI's taxonomy places the organism in Eukaryota, Metazoa, Arthropoda, Insecta, Hemiptera, Aleyrodidae. The record is from RefSeq and is a predicted model, not a curated record.
CCUGUCUCUUAUCAUUUCCCACAAGUACCUACCUCCCUAUGAGUCAUCAACUCAACAAGGAAUAUUAUAAAGUUAGUCAGUGAUUAAUGCUUUCUUGUUAUCUCAGGAAUCAGUUUUUUUUUUUAUGUCUGCCCCCUCCUCCAUUAGUGUUUUCAGCUAGCUGCUAUUCGUAGUUUGUCUUAAUCUUUUUAUUUUUAGUUUUAUUUCAGUCAUAGCCAGCCUCUUCUUCAAAUAAUUAUUUUCAUAUUUGUCCUCUACCUAUACUUGUAAUAACAUAUCUUCAAGCCUAUUCAAUUCCUCAUACAUCUUUAUUACACCAUGGCUGAAUGGUUAAGUAACCAAAUAUUUGGUAAACCUCCAACUAUUAAAGAUUUAACCCGCGAGAAUGAUAAGGCUGUACGGAAAGCUGGCCGAGAAAUAGAGAAAGAUCGCAGAGUUUUGGAACGAGAGGAAAAGAAACUGGAAGCAGAAAUAAAAAAAGCUGCCAAAGAAAAUGACAAAGAUGCGUGCACAAUUUUAGCCAAACAACUGGUUGCUUUGAGGAAGCAGAAAACAAGAUCCUAUGCUGCAAAUACAAAGCUGCAAAGUGUUGGAAAUCAAACCAAAUUAAUGGGUGCCAAUAUGAAACUAGCUGAAACUAUGUCAACAACCUCAAAAUCAAUGCAAAAAAUGAAUAAUAUUCUCAAACCGGAACAAGUGAUGGGUGAAAUGAAUGCAUUCUCUCAAGCUGUCACUAAAAUGAAUAUGACAGAUGAUAUGAUCAAUGACACAUUGAACGAUAUUCUGGAUGAGUCUGGAGAUGAAGAGGAAAGUGAUGCCAUCGUCAAUCAAGUACUGGAUGAAAUUGGCAUCGAAAUUUCCGGUCAUAUGUCUAAAGCACCCUCCGUAUCCAGCGAGAAAGUUAGUUCCAAGUCUAAAGCCAAGCUUCCGACCGAUGAAGAAAUUGAAGCGCAGCUCGCUAAAUUAUUAAAGACGCCCUAAAUUCUUAUUUCUUUUUCUCUCAGCCUACCUCAAUAGUUGAUUCCAAAUCAAAAACUAGGCUUCUUACCAAUUUAUCAAGAAUAUCAAAU